This is a messenger RNA of Perkinsus marinus ATCC 50983, 2385 nucleotides long. RefSeq lists its product as hypothetical. Bases 1 to 2385 code for a protein of 794 amino acids. Lineage: Eukaryota; Perkinsozoa; Perkinsida; Perkinsidae. The transcript has 9 exons. The record is from RefSeq and is a predicted model, not a curated record.
AUGCCAGUACCGACUCGUCGUAUUUCGGAUGAGUUUGACGAAGCCGUGGUCAUCAGCCAGAGUGAGGCGGACAUGGACACACCCUUAGGGCAUAUCCCGACAAGGGGUGGUGCCGUCACAGAGCCAGUCUCAGAGGCCCAGCUCGUGAGCCUCGACAGCAGCCCUCGAGAGUCCGUCCAGGGGUCGGCGAGUCAUUCGUCGAGUCACUCUAUCAGCAUGACGGUGGAGCAGUCGCCCUCGAGAAACGAGAUGACUGCGGAGGAGUCUACCACUGUCUCCCACCCAGGCGAAGGGGCCGAUGAAGACAGCGCGUUUAUGGAGACCCUCAACUUGCUGCAGGAGGAACUUCAGGGAGUUCGUGAGACUAUAAGGUUUCAUCAGGAGAGACCUCUUUCUCCUGUCCAAGUCACUCGCGUCAGACUCGAUCAAUCUCCCGGGACGGAGGAGUCUACCACUGUCUCCCACCCAGGCGAAGGGGCCGAUGAAGACAGCGCGUUUAUGGAGACCCUCAACUUGCUGCAGGAGGAACUUCAGGGAGUUCGUGAAACUAUAAGGUUUCAUCAGGAGCGACCUCUUUCUCCUGUCCAAGUCACUCGCGUCAGACUCGAUCAAUCUCCCGGGAGUGAGUCCUCCUCUAACAGAGUUGAAGGCGGUGCGAGAGUCCCCGAAUUCGAUGGAGGCGCCAUCAUGGAUCGGAAUGGCCUCGCUCAGUCCCAGCUGAGGAGCCCAACCGCUACGGUUGCACCUAUUGAGGCAACUUGCACUAGACCCGCUUCGGACCGCCCGUUCAGCUCAUACCACUCCUCGUCCUCAUCGUCAUCAUCAGCUCCGGCGCCGCUACCGCUCUAUCUCGUCCGUGGUGGAGCCUCGGUCCCUUCUACUGCCGACUCGUCGCCGCCCUCGACCGUCUCUACUUCAUUCGCCAACUCCGGAGUCCACGUGAGGACCGGCUCGCUGGAUAGUGUGGCUGAGUCCCCGACCAUAGUAGAAGAGAACCGAGAGGAAGAGUAUGAGGAUGACUUUGAAGAAAUCACAUCCGAAAUAUCGAGGAGUCGUCCUGCUAGCCCUGCGGCCAAGUCAGCGACUCCCAGAAUCUCUGUCGCUCUCGAUGAGGUCCUCGAAGAACUCGUACCGGUAGAAGAAGACCUUCUGAACUUCGACAUGCCGCAGCCGGGGAGCAGAGUUGUAGGUCCGAUGAUUGAGUCGAAGACUAACGGGGGAGCUAUAACAUCGUCCUCCCCACGCGGUGGAUCUGCAGUGAUGUCGGCUGUUGGCAUAAGGCAGUCUCCUAGAUGUAUUCAAUGGUCGGCAGUUGCAGCGUCUUAUCGGCAGAGUAGUCCAGAGGCUACAGUUCGGACUCAUGAUGCCUUGACUAGUGCUGAUCCGCCGUCCGUGGUUGGGAGCCUGCUAGGGUGUGAAGGAUUGGGUUCCGUUGUGCAUGAUGUCUUUGAAGAGGCGGUGGGAACGCCUACGCCUCGACCUUCCUCGCAUCAGACGUCGGGUCCAGCUAGUAGUACGUCUUCUAGAGGAGCCACUCCCAGGGAAGUAAGAGUGGGGUAUACAGAACAUCGAAGAGCCACUGGGAGCCUCCCACGGCCACGAGCGGUUGGGGAGAGAGAGACGCACCUGGAAGCGACAGACAAGGCUGAGAGCUCCCACAAGAAACACACUGCUGCGUCUCAAUACGGCUCCAUAGAAGGCAUUGAGAUCCUGGCUUCGGUUGAUCGUUCUGUUCUGUGCCCUACAUUACUGAAUUACCCUUGUCCUCUCUGCCAUAGCCCGGGUCCGGUGGCCGUCCCUGCUGGCCACUCGUUGGAAAGUGGUGCUCGGGAUCUGUGGAUGGAGUGUCUGCCGCACCUGCGCCCACGAAAGCCUGUUGUAUCGCCUCUGGAUAGAUUCCUAACGAAACACUUUAAGCUAGGUCCUAUCUUGAAUGGUUCAGAGGAGGUGGCGACGGAACUGGAACAAGCCUGUAGGCAUUGGCAACGAGGGUUGCAAGCCGCUGACGAGGGUGAAUGGACAGCGGCAAUAGACGCCUAUCGCUUGUCGUUGGAAGCUCUCCCGUCUCGAGGCGGAUUCGAGUACGUCCGUCAUUGGAAUGCUACGCUGCUCUACCAUGCCGGCGGCAACGGUCAGGCUAGAGAUCGAGAGCUGCGAGAAUGGCGGCGACUCGACGACUGGUUUUGUGAUGGAGCGAGGGAAACCCAAGAACAAUUUGCACCCACUGCAAAGGGACGAACCAAGUAUCUCUCUGCUACUCGACCGUUGCUGAUGUCAAACGGUCGUCGGAUUUUGAGUAAGAGACUGAAUUGUCGUGAUUCGAGAGGCAACGCCGAAGCGCCGUUGAUGCACAAUAUUCCUGAUGAUUUACAAGAUUCUGAUUGA